Molecule: messenger RNA, 818 nt
Organism: Syngnathoides biaculeatus (alligator pipefish)
Lineage: Eukaryota; Metazoa; Chordata; Actinopteri; Syngnathiformes; Syngnathidae
Product: C-X-C motif chemokine 9-like
Exons: 4
Coding region: 93-473 (126 amino acids)
Biological process (GO): chemokine-mediated signaling pathway; cellular response to lipopolysaccharide; antimicrobial humoral immune response mediated by antimicrobial peptide
Cellular component (GO): extracellular region
Molecular function (GO): CXCR chemokine receptor binding; chemokine activity
Source: RefSeq, a predicted model, not a curated record
GCGGCUCUUGAGAAUGUGGGGAGGAGCGUGAGGGUAUAAAGGAGAGGCGUGUGGUCCAGGAGCUCAUCGUCAGGGCUCAGCCAUCGACAAAUAUGAGGCUCAACCUUCUGUCAAUGUGCAGGCUCAUCUUGCUUGCUGCUUGCUGUGCACUGAACACAGACAGCACGUUUGUUCCGGGAAGAUGUUUGUGUCCCGAGACGCAAGUUGGUGUGCGAGGCAAACUGCAGGAUCUCACUGUGUACCCCAAGAGCCCCAACUGCGACAAAGUCACAGUUAUAGUGACGCUUAAGAGCAGCAAUGAGCCCGUGUGUCUGACUCCGGAUGCUCCGAUGGGAAAACAGCUGAUCCGGUGCUGGAUUAGGGCAAAAACUCUGGGUCGCAACGUGAAGCUGUGUUUGAGGAGGAGACGGAGGAGGAGAGGUCAGCGCCAGCGUUCUCGACACCGCGGGAGAGCCUCAAAUAAACGCCAGUAGUGGAAACGCUGCAUGCAAAGUUACGGUGCAAGAGCACCGAGUAUGUUGGACUUUAGAAUAUAAACUCAUACCGGGGCCAUUCAAAAACAGCGGGGUGCGGUGUGGUUUGGAAAAAUGGACGGAUGCAUAAGUGUCACACAGCUGUGACCUGCUGUGUGUUUGAAAUGAGAUUGUUUCUUUUUAUGCAUGCUAGCAGCAAGCGACUUUAUUUAUCCGUCAUGUUCACUAAAAAGCCCUGGAGGCUAAAAACGACUACAAGUUUAACCAUUCAAAAUUUGUUAUGAGUGUUAUUUAUUUUUAUAUCACGUUUAGAUACUGUUUUGUAAAUAAACAACUUUAACGGUA